Sardina pilchardus (European sardine) is the source of this 4446-nucleotide messenger RNA. RefSeq names its product dual specificity tyrosine phosphorylation regulated kinase 3 (gene dyrk3). The transcript has 3 exons. Bases 1438 to 3285 code for a protein of 615 amino acids. Gene Ontology annotation, molecular function: ATP binding; protein serine/threonine/tyrosine kinase activity; protein serine/threonine kinase activity. The record is from RefSeq and is a predicted model, not a curated record. Gene Ontology annotation, cellular component: nucleus; cytoplasm; cytoskeleton. Lineage: Eukaryota; Metazoa; Chordata; Actinopteri; Clupeiformes; Clupeidae. Gene Ontology annotation, biological process: peptidyl-threonine phosphorylation; peptidyl-serine phosphorylation; positive regulation of cell cycle G2/M phase transition.
GACGCUCUUAGCAACGAGCAAAGGAAUCAAAUUGAUGUGGACCGAUGCUAUCGAGACGACGGACUGAGAAGGCUCGGUUUAUUGCUGAAACGAAUUCUGAAGGCAUCUGCGUAAGGCUCUCACGGUUCUUCACCCUCUCUGGACGCAAUGUCGUGAGUUGAGAUUGGCCUAUCCAGCAAUAAUAAGUCGCUUAAACAGUCCUGAGCACGGACGACUAUUUUGCUAGCUAGUAGCUAUCCUUGCUAACAAGCUAGUUAGCAGCAGCUGGCUAGCUAACUGUCUGGUCUAGAGUCUAGCACUGAGCUAGCUAUCAAGCUAACCAGAAAAACUGAUUUCCCUUGGAAUUUGCUGUCAACUACUCUGCCUUGUUGGGAUGGUUCUGUGGACUGAUAAAACAAUCCACAAGCAGAGAGAGGCACGGGGUACAGGGGGUCGACAACGUUGUAAUUCUUGGACUUCAACUAGUUUUGCCUUAAGGAGCGGUGCUUUUGUGGACGAGUGUUUUUGUACAGCUGCUAGUUGACGGAAACUGAUCUCUUGUCCAUGGAACCGUGUUGGCAAAGUUGUGGAAAACAAAGCGGACAUUCUAAGAAAACCCUCAGGGAAAUAAGUAGCCAUAAUAACUAACGUGAGCUGACUGACCUCGAAGAAAAUAAGUUAACUAACUUAGCUGGUUAAUUUCUACAGUUGUAGCUUUAUUGCUAAUUAACAGCUAAUUUACAAUAGCUAAAUAACAUUGAUCUGGAUGUGAUAUCAAGUCGACCACUGUUGGCAUCGAAGCGAAGUGCCCGGGAAUAACUCUUGUGCUUAUGAAGUUGCCAGUAAGCAUUUAGCUGGAUGAGGGCUGCAUUAUUUAAUAGGAAUUGAGCUUUCACAGACCACUUAGUGCCUUGAACUGCUCCCCCACGUCCUCCAUUACUUGAUAGGUCAAACUUAGUUAUUUCAUAAACACUAAAAGUAACCAGAUUUGGUGAAGACUGUGAUGUAGUUGAUAACGUGAGCGGUUAUAGUUAAUUGUCAAUGCGUGACACAAGUGGCAAACAGUGGUGAAUUUACUUUGAUUUGUUCACCUUGACGGUUUGGAAAACAACUCAACAACAAGCCGUUUAUUCAAUCUGAACCCUCGGGCUUAUCUGAAGACCUGCAUCAACGGAUCAUGCAAAUUCUGCGAACGAGGAAACUGGACAUCGCUAGUUUGCUGCUGUAAACGAACAGUCAAUCAUUUAAUGGGAUGUUUUUUUCGUCAGAACAUACCCAUAAAGUUUCUUCAGUCUGUAAAGAAGAACACGAACUGUAUUUGCACAACAUCCAAAUGGACUCUCAUCCUCUGAACACAUCGCAUCAGUUUUCUAAUUAGUUUUCACUUGAAUCCCUUUCCCCAUCAUCAUUUUUAUCCUGGACCUAUUUUGAUGCUGGGUUGUAUGCCAAACUGCAGCCAUGAUGAUAUUAAGCAGAAAGCCAGACGGUCCCAUUACGGCAGCCAGACAUGGGGACGGCCUCUAUGACUCGUACAUGCGCACCGACCACAUCCUGAACGAGGACGCCGACAUCAACGGACACAGCCCCGCCGGACUCCCUCCGCUCCCCAAACACUCCACUGUGAACAAGCCCAUGAUGAAGGACCACCAUGGUGUCCGCACGGCUCAGAUGAAGGUGAAGUAUCUCUACGAGGACGCCUACAACCGCAAGCUCAACGGCCUCACGCAGUCCAACGGGCUCCCCGCCACCAACGGCGUCACCCUGGGCAACGGGGUCCCGGUCCCGGUGGCCGUGAAGAGCCAGCCGACGCUCUCCAAGGAGCGCAGCGUGGACAGCAACGGCUCGGCCAAGUCCACCGAAACCACCACCACCACCACCACCUCCUCCUCGGCCGCCGCCACCAAGGCCUCCUCCGCGAAGCCCCCCGCGGGCUCGCUCACCCCCGAGCAGGCGCUCAAGCAGUACCGGCCGCAGCUGACGGCCCUGGAGCAGCAGGAGAUCCACUCCUUCGCCGACGUCUACUUCCUGGGGCCCAACGCCAAGAAGAUCCAGAGCGUGGCGGGCGGCUCCAACAACAGCGGCUACGACGACGACCAGGGCGGCUACAUCCACGUGCCGCACGACCACCUGGCCUACCGCUACGAGUUCCUCAAGGUCAUCGGCAAGGGCAGCUUCGGGCAGGUGGCGAAGGUGUACGACCACAAGCUGCACCAGCACCUGGCGCUGAAGAUGGUGCGCAACGAGAAGCGCUUCCACCGGCAGGCGGCCGAGGAGAUCCGCAUCCUGGAGCACCUGCGCAAGCAGGACAAGACGGGCGGCCUCAAUGUGGUGCACAUGCUGGAGCACUUCACCUUCCGCAACCACAUCUGCAUGACCUUCGAACUCCUCAGCAUGAACCUGUACGAGCUCAUCAAGCGCAACAAGUUCCAGGGCUUCAGCCUGCCGCUGGUGCGCAAGUUCGCCCACUCCAUCCUGCAGUGCCUGGAGGCGCUGCACCGCAACAAGAUCAUCCACUGCGACCUCAAGCCCGAGAACAUCCUGCUCAAGCAGCAGGGGCGCAGCGGCAUCAAGGUCAUCGACUUCGGCUCCAGCUGCUUCGACCACCAGCGCGUCUACACCUACAUCCAGUCGCGCUUCUACCGGGCGCCCGAGGUCAUCCUGGGCUCCCGCUACGGCAUGCCCAUCGACAUGUGGAGCUUCGGCUGCAUCCUGGCGGAGCUGCUGACGGGCUACCCGCUGUUCCCCGGCGAGGACGAGGGCGACCAGCUGGCCUGCAUGAUGGAGGUCCUGGGCAUGCCGCCGCCGAGGCUCCUGGAGCAGUCCAAGCGCGCCAAGAACUUCGUCAACUCCAAGGGGCACCCGCGCUACUGCACGGCCAGCACGCUCGCCAACGGCGCCGUGGUGCUCAACGGGACGCGCUCGCGCCGCGGCAAGAUGCGCGGCCCGCCGGGCAGCAAGGAGUGGUCGACCGCGCUCAAGGGCUGCGACGACCCGACCUUCAUCGACUUCCUGAAGAAGUGUCUGGACUGGGACCCGGCCACGCGCAUGACGCCCAUGCAGGCCAUGCGCCACCCCUGGCUCUACAAGCGGCUGCCCAAGCCCGUGCCCACCUCGGGCGGCGUGGGGGGCGUCGAGAAGCCCCUGGUGCCCAAGCGGGUGACGGAGCACAGCACGUCGUUCCCCAGCAUCAUGGGCAAGGUGCCCCCCUCCAUCGCGCCCGCCAACAACAAACUGCGGACCACCAUGAUGGGCGACUCGGGCGGCAGUAUACCUCUACGCACUGUGCUCCCCAAACUCGUCUCGUAGAGUUGACCCAAACCCCCCCACUCCCCAACCCCCCCUUCAGGGACAUGAACUUGAUUUGUAGUGUUGGUUUUUAGACUUUUUUUUGUUUUUGUUUUCUUUUUGUUUUCUACGGUUUGAGUGGUUAACACCACUCAACGGUUUUAAAAGCAAGCAAAAAAGAAAAAAAUGGACAUGACAUGAUACAAAAAAAAAAAAAAAAAAAGUUUUAUACUAAAUUUCAUCAAUGCUGUGUUUUGUUUUCAUCUUACUGCCUUUGUAAAGGUUUGUGCGUUUUUAAGGGUUGUUGUUUUUCUACACCUGUCUCCGGAAUUGAGUGCUGUCGAGUUAGACGUGGGUGGAAGCCGUUUCUCUGCACCAGGCCUGCACACCUGCAGGCUUUCACACUAGUGUUUCUACUGGAGUCCGGCCACUCUGGACUUUUUUUAAACACCUUCUACGCGUCUGUCUGCCCUUCUGAGGGCUGACCGGCCGUUUUAACUUCUAAGGGCUCAGCAGACUGUUGAAAUUAGUAGCACCCUGUGAGUAUUUGCGUAUGCUUACUAAUAUCCGAGAGGUGAAGUGUUACGUCUAGAACUCUGAUGAGAAAUGAUACAGCCACUGUGGAGUUUUUUUAUUUUGUUUGUUUGUUUGUUUUAGGCACCCCCUAGCCCAAAGUACACAGGUUUUGUUUGUGAUGUGAAACGUACAUCUUAAGUAGCACAAUGCUAGCGAUGAAGUCAGCCUUACACUCAUCCUCUCUUCCUCCCCCCCCCUCUCCUGCUCCGUGUGUGUGUGUGCGUGUGUGUGUCUGGCAUCUCGCAUUACAGUGUGAGUCAGGCCGCAGUUAUGGCACGACCUAUUCCUGUCUCUGGCGCGUCCGUGCCCCAAUGCAGCGGCCAGCGACGGACAGGGCGGCCACAGCUAGUCUUAGCAGCCACGUGUGUGUGUGUGUGUGUGUGUGUGUGUGUGUGUGUGUAAGAGAGAAAGAGAGAGAGAUAUCAGGCCGUCAAGCUGAUGUUCUGCUUUUUUCUGUCCUUUUUUUAAAUGGUGUUCCCACAACGCAACUCUUAGUGGUCCUCACCAGACUGUGUGUGUGUGUGUGUGUGUGUGUGUGUGUGUGUGUGUGUGUGUGUGUGUGUGUGUGUGUGUGUGAUCUAUCAAGCCCUGAGAGAGUUCAGCGAG